GCGGGCUGCAAAGCGGGUGUUCCAGACGCUAUGCCGGGCUCGCCGGCUCGGGGUGCUGCGGUGGGCACUGGGCACCGGGGUCCCCGAAAGUCUUGGACCGAGCUGCUGGCGGGCAGAGUUAAAAAACAAAAAUAUGAUCCCGAAAGGGAACAGAAAUUAAAGGAUUCCGCUCUGAAACUCCUGAGAUACCAUCAAAACAUGCAUGACCUUUUGCUAGAGGUAGAAGAGCCUCAGCGUCAACAGCCGCGUCUCAGCGAGCUGAUUGCCUGCGACCCUGCCGAAGCUUCCUCAGACCCGUCCGCUUCCUUCAUCCGCUCUGCUUUUCGGGAUCAAGCCUCAAGGCUGGGAGUUCCUGUGGGGGUGCUGUCUGCCACAGUGUUUGCCCGUGCCGUGCGGCAGGUCUGCGUGGAGCCCAGCCACCCCGUGCUGCUCAGCCCGGAACAGAGCAAGAAGCUGUCUUCCUCACUAGCGACUGCUCAGUGUUUGCUGGCACACAGUAUGUUCUCCCGCCUCACCUUUUGUCAAGAAUUAUGGAAAGCACAGGAUUCUUUGUUGCUUGAAGCCGUGUGGUGUCUUCACACGCAUGGUGUCGUGAGCCUACAAGAGCUACUGCAAAGCCAUCCUGACACGGAAGCUGUGACCACGUGGCUCUUCAGGAACCUACGCUUUCUGAGUGAGCAGAUAGGAGCGGCCCGCCCGUCCUCCGAUACCAUGGCAGCCAUGCUUUCUGGUCUUGUGCAACUGUUAAUUUCAAGGGGAUUUCAGGGGAGCUCAGAUCCAAGAAGACUUGUGGAGCCUGAGAAGCUGCCCCAGGUGGCCACGGAUGUUCUGCGGAGAAUGCUGGCCUUUUCACUGGAUACCCUGGAUGAUCCACCGACGACUUCGGGUCACCAGACAGUAAGCGGCUGGAUUACGGUGUACUCCGGACAUACAUGCUGUGGUAUGGUAGCAGAGGAUUCCCUGAAGAGCUUCUUCAGUCACACGCUAACUCAGAUUCUGACUUACAAGCCCGUGCUGAAAGUGUGCGAUGCCAUUCAAAUGCAGAAAGAGUGGAGCUUUGCAAAGACCCGGCAUCUGCUCACGGAUCUGUGCUGCAGGGUUUUGGUGACGCUGGGUCCAGAGGAGUCCGUCGGCCGUUUGCAGGAAGUUCUGGAGAUGCAGGAGGUUAACUGGAAACAUGUGCUCUCCUGUGUGUCCACACUGGUUGUCUGCUUUCCUGAAGCACAGCAGCUGGUUAAAGAUUGGGUGGCCUCUAUGAUGUCCCGGGCCUUUGAGAGCUACCACCUGGACAGCAUGGUCACCGCGUUCCUGAUUGUGCGCCAGGCGACUCUGGAAGGGCCCUAUGUAUUCCCAUCCUAUGCAGAUUGGUUCAAGGAGUCCUUUGGGAGCUCACAUGGCUACCACAGCUCCAGCAAGAAAACAUUGGUCUUCCUCUUCAAAUUCCUGUCGGAGCUCGUGCCCUGGGAAGCCCCUCGGUACAUGCAGGUGCACAUUUUCCACCCACCCCUGGUGCCGAGCAAGUACCACUCCCUCCUCACAGACUACGUCUCCUUGGCCAAGACGAGGCUUGCUGAUCUCAAGGUCUCCCUGGAGAACGUGGGACUCUACGAGGAUUUGUCCACCCCUGGGGACAUUGCUGAGCGUGAGAGCCAAGCUGUCCAGGACGUUACGAAGGCCAUCAUGGUGUUUGAACAAACUGGGAAGAUCCCAAUGCCUGUCCUGGAGGCCAGCAUAUUCAGGAGGCCAUACUACCUGUCACACUUCCUCCCCGCACUGCUCGCACCAAGAGUGCUCCCGGAGGUUCCUGACUCCCGCGUGGCCUUUAUAGAGACCCUGAAGAGAGCAGAUAAAAUUCCCUCAUCCUUAUACGACGCCUACCGCAAAGCCUGUGCCACUGCUGAGGAGAAGCGGCCUGAAAAUGCCACCUCGGCUCAAAGGACAGGACCUGACAGUGCUGAAGAACCCCUGGGACUGCUCACAGCAGCACUUGAAGAACUCAGAGCUUUAAUGACAGACCCUACUCAAUAUAGCGUUAUAUCUGCUCAGCUGGCUGUGGUUUCUGAAAGACUAAAUGCUGUUCUGGGACACAGUAACCAUGAUGGCAGCCUCCGGAAAGCAAAGGUUCAGCUUGAUGUCCGUUCUUCCGCACUCCAGAGACAGGAGCAGGAGGUUGUGGAUCUCCUGCUCACAGCCUUCUGUCAGAACCUAAUGGCGGCCUCUAGCUUUGUGCCCCCAGAGAGGCAGAGCCCCUGGGCCGUCCUUUUUGUGAGGACCCUCUGUGGACACAUGCUUCUCCCUGCGAUGCUCACACGGCUCUGGCAGCUGCUCAGUCACCAGGGCCCAAGCCUGAGCGCCCCUCACAUACUGGGCGUGGCUGCUCUUGCGGUCCACCUGGGUGAGUGCAGCUCCAUGCUUCCAGAGGUGGAUCCAGGUGUUCUUGCUCCUGCUGGCAGCCUUGGUGUCCCCGACUUCUUAAGCAGCCUCCUGACCUGCUGCACGAGGGACUCUCUGCUCUUCUGCAUGAAAUUCUGCACAGCAGCCAUUUCUUACUGUUUAUGCAAGUUCCCUGCGCAGCGCCCUGCCUCCCUGCACGGCUGUUUGUCUCCAGGUCUGAUCAAAAAGUUUCAGUUUGUUGUGUUAAGAUUGUUCCCAGAGGCCAGAGCGCCUCGUGCUCCGGAGCACACCGCUUGCGUCCCAUGGGGACCUCUGUACCUUCCCUCCGCAGACUGGCAGAAUGCUGCGCUUGUGCUGUGGAGACAGAGCAGCUUCCAAGAGCUCUUGAAGGAGAAGGAAUUUUAUUUAUCUUACAGAGACUGGGUACAGCUGGAACUGGAAAUUCAACCUGACGCUGAUGUUCUCUCAGACACAGAAAGGCGUGACUUCCACCAGUGGGCCAUCUAUGAGCACUACUUUCCAGCGCCGUCGGCUUCAGGAGGCUGUGGUGGAGACCUGGAAGCGGCGUGCACAGUCCUUGUCAGCGAGCUCAUGAAUUUCCACCAAAGUUCGAGGAGUUACAACCGCUCAGAGGACCCUGAUCUGGUUCUCGGUGGCCGCACAGGAAACGAGGAUAUUCUUUCUAGGCUACAGGAGAUGUCUGUGGACCUGGAGCUGGAUCAGGGAUCUGUGCCUGGUGGCGGCUCCACCCCUCAGAGCCACUUUCUCUUUCGGGUGUUUAGAAGACGGCUGCAAGCUCUGUCCAGGCCAGACAGCACGGCUGCCAGCCUGAGGAGACAGCAGGAGCUGCUCCUAUGCAAACGGCUUCUCCUCCGCCUGCCUCCAUCUAUUCUUGUGGGUAGACCCCAGGCCAGACAACCUGUCCCUCCGAACUGUGAAGAGUUCUUUAACCUGGUCAACUCUGAGCUGAGAAACUUCUGUUGCCACGGCAGUGUCCUGACCUAUGACAUUACCAUCCACUUCUUCAGGGGACUCCUCAGUGUGUGCCUCCGAAGUGAAGACCCAGCACUGGUAGCCAACCAGAUCCUGACAGAGUGCCAGACUAAGUGUCCCGUGAUUUUGACUUCGGCGCUGUUGUGGUGGCCAAGCCUGGAGCCGGUGCUGUGCGGUCAGUGGAAGAGAUGUCAUCAGAGCACACUGCCUCGAGAGCUGCAGCUGCUGCAGGAGGCCCGGGAGUUUGCCAGCAAAUACCUGGUGGCCAGGAGCACGGCAACCAAAUGUCUGCCCUGGUGUUUGUGUGUCAGCUUCGCCUCCGACUCAGGGUCCCCAGCACCCAGACCCGCCUGGAUCGCGGCUGCUGCGCUGCACAUUGCAGCUGUUGAAGUUAGGAGGGAAAAUCUCCCUGGACAUCUGAGAAGGCUGGACGGCGAGGGAGAAGAGCUACUGAUCGCCCUCCUGUUCUUUUCCUUGAUGAGUCUACUCUCUUCCUACGUGACACAACAGGACACUGCUGAGUAUCUGAAGGCUGUGGACAUCUGUGCUGAGGUCCUCCUGUGCUUGGAAAGAAGGAAGGUGUCCUGGCUGACGCUCUUCGAGUUGACAGGGACAGAUGCCAGGCUGGGGCCCCUCCUCUACUCAGCCCCAGAGCAGCACACCCGGCUGCUACCACUUGCUUUCUACAGCCUCCUCUCCUACUUCAGCGAAGGGGCCACUGUCAGGGAAGCAGCUUUCCUGCAUGUUGCAGUUGACAUGUACCUCAGGCUGGUGCAGCUCUUUGUGGAUGGGGAAGCCAGGACUGUGUUACCUCAGGCUAGUGGAAGCGGAAGGCGCCAAGGGCACUCUGAGCUCCAGGGUAGCCCUGUACAACUGAUAACAAAGGCACGUGUUUUUCUGCUGCAGCUAAUACCUCAGUGCCCAAAACAGUGCUUCUCCAACAUGACAGAGCUGCUGGCUGCUCGAGGAGACUGUGACCCCGAGGUGAGCAACGCCCUCCGACAGAGGCAGCAGGCUGACCCCAGCUUUGACCUCUACCGGGAGCCUCAUCUGUUCUGACUGCACCAACCGGCGCCUUUGUGAAUAAUUUAUUGCAAGCAUAGCAUGGAGCUCUUGUUACACUAGAAAGUAGAUUACAAAUCUCCUUGAUUGCUCUAGUUAGGAAAAGAAAAAUUAAUUAUUCAUAAUCUGUGUCUGGCCUUAUUGUUCAGUGUCCAUAGGAAAAUAAAACUGCUGGUGCCACAGCAGGCUGAAGUCCA
Messenger RNA from Apodemus sylvaticus (European woodmouse), 4646 nucleotides. It is a transcript of the gene Fanca, whose product is annotated as FA complementation group A. The transcript has 43 exons. Gene Ontology annotation, cellular component: Fanconi anaemia nuclear complex. Lineage: Eukaryota; Metazoa; Chordata; Mammalia; Rodentia; Muridae. Bases 31 to 4446 code for a protein of 1471 amino acids. The record is from RefSeq and is a predicted model, not a curated record. Gene Ontology annotation, biological process: regulation of regulatory T cell differentiation; interstrand cross-link repair.